AUGGGUUUUCUCAAGAAGAACACCGAGAGUGUAGAACCUCAACAACCACAAUCCGAUAUCACACACGAGAAAGACCUGGAGAAAAACUUCGAAGACGUCAAGUUAGAAACACGUCAGACUUCGGUCGACAACGGCGGUUCAGCACCAUUCAUCGACCCUGUCAUUGAGAAGCGCGUUGUGCGCAAGAUAGACUGGCAUCUGGUACCGCUGCUUAUGGGACUUUAUUUGCUCGCUUUCCUCGAUCGCUCAAACAUUGGAAAUGCNAAAAUCGCCGGCAUGGCCAAGGCCUUGGACCUAACUGCUGAUCGCUACUCGUGGCUCUUGACCAUCUUCUAUAUCUCGUAUAUCCUNUUCCAGUUCCAGGUCCUUGGUUGGAAGAGAUUCCCUCCUCACAUUUGGGCAUCUUGGGCUAUCUUUGGCUGGGGCGUGAUCUCGAGUUGUCAAGCCGCAGUUACCUCUUGGGAAGGAGAAAUGGUACUCAGAUUCCUACUAGGUGUCUUUGAGGCAGCAUACGGUCCUGGUGUUCCUUAUCUGCUUUCGUUCUUCUACCUCAGACAUGAAGUCGGUUUCCGCAGCGGAAUAUUCCUUGCUGCUGCACCUCUUGCAACAUGUUUUGCUGGAGCACUCGCAUACGGUAUCACCUCUGGACACGCCGCGAUCGCGAACUGGAAGCUUCUCUUCCUUGUAGAAGGUCUACCCACCCUUGCCAUGGUACCAGUCGCAUAUUUCUUCCUUCCGGACAGUCCGCAGUCGGCCAGGUUCUUGAACGAGGAAGAGAAGCGCGUGGCAGUGGCAAGAGGUGUACGCCAGACAGGAACAACCGAGCGCGUCGGUCGCAUCAGUUUCAAGGAUGUUGGCUUGACAUUCAUUGACCCAAAGGCCAUCUGCACUGCAUUGAUGUACUUCUCGUGCAAUGUGUCAUUCUCUUCUCUGCCUGUCUUCCUACCCACGAUCCUGGAAGAGAUGGGCUUCGAGUCCAUCACUGCACAAGGUCUCUCUGCGCCUCCAUACUUCUUGAGUUUCCUCAUCACCAUCGGCUCUGCAUGGAUUGCCGACAGGACUCAACAGCGUGGAUUAACCAUCAUCAUUCUUUCUAUCAUUGGAGGUGUUGGUUACAUCAUGUUGGCAACCACAUCAACCACUGGCCCUCGUUACGCUGGUGUCUUCCUUGCCGCAUCCGGGGUAUUCCCUUGCAUCGCAAACAUCCUCCCAUGGGUUACAAACAACCAAGGCAACGACGAUCGCCGUGGUGCAGCAUUCGUCCUUCUCAACCUCAUCGGCCAAUGCGGUCCUUUGCUAGGUACGCGCGUGUACAACACUCCACCUUACUACGUCAAGGGUCAGAGCAUCUGUGCAGCCUUUAUGUUCUUCAAUGGCUUGUUGGCACUAUUCCUUCGUACACUUCUUGCUUAUGAGAACCGCAAGCUGGAUAAGCAAUACGGCACCAUCGAGGAGCAGAAGAAUAGGAUUGCGGCGACUGAGGGAUCAGAAGAGGCAGUCGUUGAGGCCAACUCUGGCGUGGAGAACUUUGGCCCCAUGUAUCGUUAUGUCUUGUAG
Messenger RNA from Aureobasidium musti, 1557 nucleotides. The record is from the annotation of a GenBank genome assembly. NCBI's taxonomy places the organism in Eukaryota, Fungi, Ascomycota, Dothideomycetes, Dothideales, Saccotheciaceae.